UUAGGGUUUUACAAAACCUUAAAUCGUAUCAUCAAAAUUCACGAAAUUUCCAAACCUUCAAAAAAAAACAAACAAACAAACACAAACAAUGAUUUACGACGUUAACUCUCCGUUGUUCCGCUCUUUCCUCAGCCAAAAGGGUGGCUCAUCUGAUAAAAGGAAAACUGAGGAGCAGAGGCCAAAGGAACACAAGCCAAAGGCUAAUGAAAACAAGCCUGUCAUGAAUGAAUAAUGAGAUUUCCUUAAAUGUAAGGUUGAUGCUGUCUUUUUGUAUUUUGUUCAUGAAGUAUGAUAACUGUUAAACUCAGUUAUUAUGAAGUCAUCAUCAUCUAUUCUCUAUUGACUGUUUGUUAUGUUGAUCAUCUAUUUUGUAAUGGGGGAUAACUUUGUAUAAGUAUCGUCUCUGUUCAAAAGAAAGGAACGAAAUUAAGGUGAUUGAGUAUUAUAUGGUGCUUUGGGAACACCAAGUUAUGAUC
Molecule: messenger RNA, 476 nt
Organism: Erigeron canadensis
Lineage: Eukaryota; Viridiplantae; Streptophyta; Magnoliopsida; Asterales; Asteraceae
Product: wound-induced basic protein
Exons: 2
Coding region: 89-232 (47 amino acids)
Source: RefSeq, a predicted model, not a curated record